Ostrea edulis (European flat oyster) is the source of this 5153-nucleotide messenger RNA. RefSeq names its product rhophilin-1-like. The coding region runs from base 122 to 2122 and encodes 666 amino acids. Lineage: Eukaryota; Metazoa; Mollusca; Bivalvia; Ostreida; Ostreidae. The record is from RefSeq and is a predicted model, not a curated record. Gene Ontology annotation, molecular function: protein binding. Gene Ontology annotation, biological process: signal transduction; negative regulation of stress fiber assembly. The transcript has 15 exons.
GUCAUGCAUUGAGGUCAGAGGUCAUUCGAAAAGUAUGGGAAUGAGGAGAGGUGUACACCGAGAGAAAACUUUGUAACUUGUGAGAAUUCAUGACUCUUCGAUCAGAUGGUAGUCAGGGAGAAUGAGUGUUUCACAUACGAAUGGAUUUACUUCGGCCAACGAGGCCCUGAAAGCCAGGAGGAAGGGUUCUGAACCACUCAUAUCCACAGCUAGGGGCAAGCUUCAGACCCGCAGGUCCAAGGUCAACGAUCAAAUAAACAGAGAACUACGAAUGCGAAAUGGAGCUGAAAAUUUAUUUAGAGCAACGGGCAACAAGAGAUUGAAGGAACUGGUUGCAGUAGAGCUCUCAUUCUUCAACUCCAACAUUCAGCUCUUAAAGGAAGAACUGUCAGAUCUGAAUAGUGAAGUUCUAGUAUAUCAGCAUGACAACUGCACACAUAGUGUUCCCAUGAUUCCCCUGGGUCUGAAGGAGACGACGGAGUGCGACUUAGCUGUACCCAUUAAGGACUUUAUUCUAGAGCAUUACAGCGAGGAUGGGUCACAGUAUGAAAAAGAAAUCCGAGAGUUAUGUGACCUUAGACAGGACAUGAGGACUCCCCAGAGAAAUGAAUCGGGGGUGGAUCUGCUGAUAGAGUACUUCAACCAGCUACACUUCAUAGAAAGGAGGUUCUUCCCCCCGGACCAAGUUCUCGGUGCUCACUUCCACUGGUACGACUCCCUGACUGGUGUACCUAACACACAGAAAACAAUGGGGUUUGAAAAAGGCAGUGUUUUGUUCAAUAUUGGUGCUUUAUACACUCAGAUCGGAUGUAAACAGGACAGGACCUCUCAUGCUGGAGUACAGGACGCCAUCAGCAACUUCCAGAAGGCGGCCGGGACUUUUCGCUACUUACAUAAUCACUUCACUAAUGCCCCCAGCAUGGACAUGCAGCCCCAUACCCUGACCAUGCUGAUUCAGCUCAUGAUGAGCCAGGCCCAGGAGUGUGUGUUUGAGUGUAAAGUGUUGAACAACAGCUGUGAGGGACUUGUGGGUAAUGUCAGGGCUGCUCAGGAGGCUGUGGUGGUGUCUCAGAUGUACGAGGACACUAAGUUACUGAUGACAGCCAAACCAGUCAAGGAAUACAUCCCGUAUUCCUGGGUCUCCAUGGCGAUGGUGAAAUCUGAGUACUAUAUGGCGCUGGCUCACACUCACAUGGCGAUGGCCAUCAUAGACUCCACAGAGAAGGAUGAGGACCAGUCUCUGUCAGAAUUCAUGGAAGCUUUACAGGACACCAAAGAAGUGGACCCAGAGAAUAACAGACUGAGCGUGCCUCAGACGAAGGAAGAGAAAAUCACUCUGGGGAAGGCUCAUCUAAAAGGUGCACUCAACUGCCACGAAGAGGCACUUAAAUUACAUGACCUUUGUAAACAACUGAGAAAAAUUGAUACCUUUCUGGAAAUUCUAAAAAAGGCUCAUGACAGGUGCUUGGAAAAGUUUUCUUCUUUAGAAGAAGAGGACAAUUUUACAGAGAUUAUUAUGUUUCCCAACAUAAAUCCCAAAACUUCACACAACGUCACUCCUAUCGCCCCUGAGUUCAGAAACAUCAGUGUGGUGGACGUCUUCAAGAGAUUGGGUCCUAUUACAAUAUUCAAUGCAAAAAAUGAAUGGUCUGCACCAAGAACGGUAACUCUGGACCGUAAUCCAGACCAAGGGUUUGGAUUCAGUGUCCGUGGAGAUGCCCCUGUCCGGGUCGCAGAAAUGGAACCAGGCAGUGUCGCCGAGGUCGGCAAGCUCAAGGUCGGGGACUUAGUAGUGGCUGUGGGAGACACCGACACAAAGUGGGCAAAACACGAGGAAGUAGUGACUCUGGUCAGACAAUGUGGUAAUCACUUAGUGCUCAAACUCGUCACCCCAAGUAUCUCCACCGAUCAGGACACUAGUCGCUCGGGCUCGUCCCCGGGAACCCCGAACACUCCCUUACGCAUGCAGAGUCCCCGGGAGAGCGUAUCAACUCAGAGCAAUAAAUCAAAUCGUAGUCGACUCAGUGCACCCUGGAUUUUCAUGAGGAAAGGUUCCAAAGAGAAGCAGGACAAGCCUGAAAAGAGCAAAGAGAUGGAGGACGGGGAGGCGUUCCUUCACUGAUCAACAUCCGUCCUUGAUUGGUCAGUUCAAGAAUUGUUUUUUCAGAGGCUCCGCCCAUCAAAACUGGCAGCAGCUAUCACUUUUCAUACAGAUGAGGAAAUUGUUCCUAGAAAUGUGAAGUUUUAAGCUGCUCAGACAAGUGAAAAAAAUCUUGCAUGUAUUUCAUUUCUUCAAAUUUGGAAGAAAUGUUGGUUGUACACACAAGAAGGAGGUGCAUUUUUUUGCUCAUCUUUAGCAUUGUUUUGAAUUGUGUUUGUUGAUUUGUUCUGAGUUUAGGUGUCAUCUUUAUUUUGGCAUCGGAAAUCACUUCAGAUAUCAUUGCACUUAAUCAGUUUAACAGGAAAUCAUAUCACAUUUAGUUAUUUGUUAUAUUUUUGUCCUUAUACAGUUUACAAACUGUGCUUGCAAGUGCUUCACUUUUUUAUAUGCUGUGCUUCCUCCAUGAGAGUCCAGUGAUACGAAAAUAGCCAAUUGAGCAGGGAUGAUCAAGAACUAUUUCUUUCUAUAUGUCAGAGGCAUUUUAUAUAUCAGCAUUGACUUGUAAUAAAACGGUGAGAUACUCUGCAUUUUUAUUUUUUACCAAGUUGUAACAUACAUGUAAUAAAAAAAACCUUUACAUGACCAUGAAGAGACUUGUUUAGGAGAUAAAGGGAAUGUAAAUAGGUGAAUAUUUAAAAAAGGAUUAAGUUUUGCUGUUGCCAUGGAAAUGUUGUAUGUGCCAGUAGUGAUUAUUUAUUUCUGAUGUUAAAGGGACUGGUUCACAUUUUUUGAAAGAAAUAUUUUUUUAAUUUUUUAUGUUAAAAAUUCAAAAUAUAACUCAUUUAAUGUUGACAACCAAAAUUUGGACCGUCUGAAUACAAGGAUAGGAGCAAUAUUUUAGCCUCAAAUAUGUGUAAUGUAAACAAAGACUCGAGUCUUUUUAUGUAAACAAACAAACCAGUGAAACAUUAAUUUUGUAAUUUAAAGCACUUUUAUUUUGUACAAUCACAAAGUUUAACUUUUAAAUGACACAUUUUACCUAAAGUAUACUUGAGAUGUGAUUUAUAUAAUAAACUUGGAUCAAUAUUUAUUUAUUUUGAAAACUUCAUAAACAAUAACACACCUCAAUCUUUGUUUUCAAAGCAAAUAAUAAACUCUCUAUAAUGAGCUUCUGUCAUGAUAAAUAACCUUAAUUUUUUGUGAAACCUUCUAAACAUAUUAGACUGUAGAUUUUCAUCAUUUAAAGUGAAAAACAAAAUUUGGAGGAAAAUCGUGAAUCAGUCCCUUUAAAGUUAGGUUUGUCAAAAUGACAGUCUGUUGUUAAGAGUUAGGUCUGCCAGAGUGACAGUCUGUUGUGCUUAUUUAUCAUAGUUAUAAGAAAGUAAUGACCUCAAAGAUGAAAUAUGUGCAUUAUUAUGUGAUAUUGUGCUCUUUGUUUUGUAGAUGAAUGUGCAUGUGGACAUUUAGAUAAUCAGUCACACAUGUGCAUGUAUAUUUUGAUAGUCUCUUUGUUCAUAUGCGUGUCAAAAUAAGUUGUAUAGCCAGAGUGAUUGAGCAGAGAGACCUGUUGAAAUCCAUUGCCUACACAGAAUAACUUUUAUACAAACUUGUAUUAACUGAAGUAUUAUAUAAUGAUAUUUAAAAUAAUUAUAUAUUUAUAUAAACUAUUUAUUUGUUGAAUGAUAGCUUGCAUAUUAAUCAUAGUGUAUGUGAGGUCUUGUAGGUUGUUUUUUUUUUUUUUUAGAUGAUUGAUGUUCAGUUUUGAACAAGACAAUCAAAAUUUUCUCUACAUGCAACCAACUUUUGUAUUGCAAAACAUUCUUUUUGUGAAACUUUAUAAAUUUCUUCCAGUAUUACAUAAAAGCACUGUGUAAUUUUGAUAUUCUUCCAUUCAAUUGUGCAGUAUAUGAUACCCACCUUUUCUUUUAAUGACAGAAAAUACAUUAUGUCAGUGUAGACAUUCAUACACACUCGCAGUCAUACAUGUUACAUUUUAAUGUCUGUCUCACAGGAAAUUUAACAAAGCAGAGAAACAUGAUAAAAAUUGUUUUUAGUAACAGUAAAAUAUUUUUAGCUCACCUGAGCCAAAGCUUAGUGAGCUUUUCUGACAAAGUUCUACCUGGCAUCUGGUUGUCUGUUCACAUGCAAAUUCAAGUGUAAGUGUGCUCUGUAAAGUCUUGGUAUAACACUUUAGGUCUCAACAAAAACCAUAACAGUCCAAAUUGUCAGAGGCAAAUAUCCUUAUUCAUGAAGAGGCAAAUUUGUUCACCAUGCUCAAUUAUUUCAUUUAAUUGUUUUGUAAGAAAAUUAUUGCAUCACAUUGUUGGAUAUAGUUUUACUGUAUAUAAGCACUAAAUUACUAUUACAUGAAUUAACACACCCCAACAUAGGACUACAAGACAAAUACUGUUAACACACCCCAACAUAGGACUACAAGACAAAUACUGUUAACACCCCAACAUAAGAUUAUAAGACAAAUAUUGUGCCAAAAAACAUCAUUUUGUGAUUUAGAUACUUUAUGUAGAAUCACUUGUUUAUAGACUGAAUUUUCUUGUACAUGUGUAUUGAAAUUUGUGAACUUGUGUAUACACAUAUAUAUAAAAGAUUUGUUACUUGCAAUAUGUACCACAUUUUGUAGAUAUUAUAUAUAUAGAAUGUGAUAUUCACUACAGGAUUUUUUUUUUCAUUGACAGAUCCUUCAUUUUUUUUUUUUACAAAACUGCAAUAUGUAAAAAAAAAAAAUCAAUUUGUCAGAGAAAAUUUCUAAAAUGGUCAAUAAUCAUUUCGUUUAUAUACAUGUCGUAUGUAAUAUGUAUAAUAUUCACUGGAAUAUGAUGAGCGCAUCUUGAAUAUUUCCAUGAUUGCAACACUAUGUAUGAAUGAAUCAUUCCUGUGUGUCCGUUAUCGUAAAUUACAUGAUAUCCUGUUCUGGUGCGAGUUUAUUUGUUGCCGAGUGAGAGCUUUUACAAUACUCAGUGUAUCGGAGAAAAUCAAACAAGAAUUUGUUCUUUCAGACAAGUAAUAAAAUAUUGUAAUUUUACAAGCCUUCUUA